UGAUCUAAUAGUUUGAAUUUUUCCUUACUAUUAGAUCUUUGUUGUAGACAAAUAGCGUCGAAAUGAAUCCAGAUAAGAAUAAAUCAAAUAUAGAGCUUUCCAGUAGAAGUAACUAUUUAUAAUUUGUCAUCGAAAAUCGAUAGGUGCCAGUGCUUCAGUCUGUUCCAUCGAGCCAAAGAAGAAACUACCCUCGCUUUCAGCCAUGACCGAUAACGCUGAACUCCGUGCUGCAGAGCAAUCUAAGGGAGGCAUAAAGUACGAGCUGGUGCUGUCCGAGCCAGCCACUGAGGGACCCAAACGUCCGAAUUCGCCGCCGAAAAAUGUCUCUGUGGAAGAAAUUGCAAAUAAAUUAAAGGCUGCUGAAGAGAGAAGACAGUCAUUAGAAGCUCAGAAAUUGAAUCAACUUAGUGAAAAGAAUAUAAAAUUGCAAGAAGUUAACCAGAAGAAACAAGAAUUUAAUAACAAUUUUAUGCAGUUGACACGAGAAAAUCUUGAACAAAAAAUGGGCAUUAUACAAGAAAACCGGGAAGCGUAUCUCAAGUCUAUUCAGGAAAAAUUAAAAGAGCGUGGUUUAAAAAUUGGGGAACGAGUAGAAGGAGUACGUAAAUCUUUGGAUAUUCAAACUAAGGAGACUUUAACAAACAUUCAGAAAAAAUUGGAAAGUGCCGCAGAAGCACGUGAGCUACACAUACUUGCACUUCUAGAACGUCUUAGAGAGCAUGACAAACACAUAGCAGAUGUCAGAUUGCAGUUAGAUGAACAAGUUGAUCAGCUGAAAGAUAGAUUGCAAAAAAAAUUAGAAAUUGCUCAAGAAAAUCGUGAUGCUAUACAGAAAGAACUUCAGGAAAAACUCCACGAACAUGAUAAGCACAUAGCUGAAAUAAGGAGUAACAUGGAAGAACAGGUAGAUCAGUUAAAAGAUAGAGUUCAGAGAAAGUUAGAAAUUGCUGAAGAAAAGCGCAGCAAUAUGCAAAGAGAGAUUCAAAAGAAAAUUCGAGAACAUGAACGUCAUGCAGAAGAAGUCCGACAAAACAAGGCUCAAAACAUAAACGAAGAGGAGCCCAUCCCUGCUUCUGGCUAAAUAAACUGUUACCAUUUUUUUUUACUGCCAUAUAACUGGUAUUCUACAAAAAUUUUUAUAUUUAACAAAUGGUCAAAUUGAUUAAAAUUAAUCUUUUUCAUUUCCAAAGACAGUUUGAAAAUUUCAACUAUAUUCAAAACUACAUACUAAAUUGCUCGUCACAAAAAUUCCAGUUAUUUGGUAGUCUGCCAAAACAAACGACCAAAUCUCAGCCGAGUCUCGAAGUGGGGUUCCAAGUUUUGCAUUUUACUACUUGUUUCGAUGUCGGUCUUUCUUCCCACGUGUUUGAUUUUAAAAACGUAGCUAUGUAUGUUGUCUAAAAUAUGCAAAUUACUAUUCAAAUAAAUAUAUAUUUGUAUUUGCUUGUGGACCAAUUGUGGGUUUGUCCACGUUUAAAAGUUUGCCUUAAUAUAGUAUUCUGCAUGUGCAGUAUUUUUUGUUUUGAAAAUUUUGUUUUAGUUUCGUAAUGUUCAUAAAAAGGUUCAACUAUUGCUAUAUAUAUAUACAUACACAUAUAUAUAUAUAUAUAAUAUACUGUAUUUUUCUACAGAUUGCGGUUCACUUUGUGAUGGACGCAGCCAUUUAUGUACGUCGUUUGUCAUUGCAUGAUUGCUGCAAUAAGAGCAACUUUUUUGUUUUUAAUCAAAAGAAUAGCUUUGAAAUUAAAACUUGUAAAACUAUUUAAAUAAAAGCAGUUUAAAAAUGUGAAAA
Molecule: messenger RNA, 1792 nt
Organism: Centruroides sculpturatus (bark scorpion)
Lineage: Eukaryota; Metazoa; Arthropoda; Arachnida; Scorpiones; Buthidae
Product: stathmin-like
Exons: 8
Coding region: 203-1081 (292 amino acids)
Biological process (GO): regulation of microtubule polymerization or depolymerization; neuron projection development; microtubule depolymerization
Cellular component (GO): neuron projection; cytoplasm
Molecular function (GO): tubulin binding
Source: RefSeq, a predicted model, not a curated record